Molecule: messenger RNA, 6378 nt
Organism: Galendromus occidentalis (western predatory mite)
Lineage: Eukaryota; Metazoa; Arthropoda; Arachnida; Mesostigmata; Phytoseiidae
Exons: 4
Coding region: 1-6378 (2125 amino acids)
Source: RefSeq, a predicted model, not a curated record
AUGGCGUUCUUCAAGGCUGGCCAUGUUGAAGAAAUUCUUGAUGUCGACCUCACCGCCCCUAGUGCUCGCAGCCGGGAAUUCUACAUGCCUCACCGUCAAGUCGUCACCAGAAGGGCCACUGGGGACAAGUGGCGAAUUGUCUUCGACGCUUCGGCCUCGUCGCCGGGCGAAUCUUCGCUCAACUCCCCUCUCAUCGCAGGGCCAAACUUGAACCCCGACAUUCUUCGGCUCUUGCUCAACUUUCGACUUAGACCGGUGGCCCUAUCGGCUGACAUUGCUCAGGCGUACAUGACAAUCAGCCUCGUCACCGAGGAUCGUCCCUUCUUCCGCUACUUAUGGCAGCGACCUGGGGAGACGCGGUGUUAUGGGCUCGAACGCCCGCGCUGCGCUCAUUUGAAUAUCUGUCAACACGAAGAGUGGUUUCGACGUUCGCGUGUAAUCGUGAAAGAAAGAGAAAUGGACAACAGAGAAAACAGCAGUAAGAACCGGCCCGCGCCAUUGGAAGUGGUGGCUGGCGAAGAAGAUCAAGACAGGUGGAAUACCUUCAAAGAAAGCUGGGCCGAUUACAGCCUACUAGAGGGUAUCUGCAAAAAAGAGCCGGCUUUCCAGAUAGCAAGUUUCCGCGUCGCACUCGGUGAAGCCAACAGAGAGCUUUUACGUAACCUCAGCCUGGGCGCAGUGCUCGAGAAUGACAAGGCUGACGCGUUAGGCGUGGAACCAUGCUCAUCGCUCCGAGCAAUGUUGGUGAUUCUCGACCAACGAUUCGCAAAGCAAGAGAACACAAUCCACCGGAGAUACAUCCUCCGGAAGGCGAUCCAAGCGACCGGCGAAACAGUUGCGGAUUUCUUCGCCCGAGUCACGGAGCUCGCUAGAAGAUGCCACUAUGACAGCAAAACAACUUCCAUGAUGAUUCGAGACCAACUGGUUCUGGGCACGAAUCUGACGGAAGCUCGCGCUUCAAUAUUCAAGGAGUCAGAAGACUUCUCCUUGGAACAAGUAUUGUCGCGAUUGAGGCUGUACGAAGAUAAUCAGAAAGCCCUCGGUGAAAUCGAGAGAAGCGGAGCCGAGGAAAACGUGAACGCCCUGAAACAAAGACCUCAAUGGCACGACAAAAAGCCUAGAGAAGACAUCAGGAACUGCGGAUUCUGCGGCGGCAAACAUGCGCCCAGGAAAUGUCCCGCAUUUGGAAUCAAAUGCAAGAAAUGUGGCCGAAAAAAUCAUUUCGAAAGUGUGUGCCGAUCUGUCGAGCGGGCACACCAGCUGAACGAUGACGGCCAGCAAGAAACUAGUGAAGAAGAGUACGCUUGGAAAACGGAAAACGAGAGCCGCGAGCCGAAGAAAAGGUUCUACGUGCAGUUCACCACCGAAAGAAAAGGACGUUUGAAGGCUCAGAUAGACACCGGAGCAACGUGCAACUGUAUGAGCAAAUCGACGUUCGCAAGAAUGAAGAAACUGGGCGCAACCGGAAAUCUAAAAACAGAAGACCAGACAAAAGUCAACAUGUACGACGGAUCCGUGGCGCACUCCAUCGGCUCGUGCGUGGUGACAUGCAGUUUCGAAAACAGGAGAUUCGAUCUGCCAUUCGUAGUAUUCGAAAGACGGCUUGAAACGCUCCUUUCGGGAGUGUGGGCAGAGGCGAUCGGAGUUGUCAAAUUCCACGCAAAUGUCGAGCGCACCUAUGGAAUCUCUGAGAGCAAAGAUCAUGAUUACGAGCAUCUCCUGAGGGAAUACUCUGACAUUUUUCGCGGACUAGGAAAAUUCGCUGAAGAUGUCAAGCUCGAACUGGAUCCGUCUGUAGCUCCAACGCAGCAAGCACCACGAAGAACGCCGAUAGUUAUCCGGGAAGCCUUGAUAGCGAAGAUUCGACAAAUGGAAAGAGACGGAAUCAUCCAGCACGUAAAAGUACCCACUCCGUGGAUCUCCAAUCUCGUCGCGGUCCCAAAAGCCGACGGUUCAAUAAGAAUCACUCUGGAUCCGGUUCAUUUGAACAAAGCCAUCAUUCGCCCUCGAUAUCCUAUGCCAACGCUGGAUGACCACCUGCCACUACUGGCAAAAGCGAAAAUCUUCAGCUUUGUGGAUGCCAAGGAUGGAUUCUACCAAAUGAAACUACAUCCUGACUCCACCGCUCUGACUUGUUUUUGGACCCCAAUCGGAAGAUUCAAAUAUCUGAGAACGCCGCAAGGCAUCAGCUCCGCACCCGAAGAAUACCAGCUUAGACAAGUACAAGCCUACGAGGGACUACGAAACGUCCUUGUUGUGGCAGACGACGCCAUCAUAUUCGGAGUAGGCGACUCUGAGGAAGAAGCGAAGAAGGAUCACGACGAAAACCUAAGGGCCCUCUUCCAGCGCGCAAGAGAGACGGGGCUGAAACUUAACAAGAAGAAACUGCAGCUCGGUAGAAGGGCUGUUCGAUACCUUGGGCAUAUCAUCUCGAACGAGGGAGUGAAGGCAGACCCUGAAAAGAUUAAGGCGAUCUUGGACAUGAGAACACCCGCAGAUCCCAAGGCAGUAAUGAGGUUCCUUGGACUGGCCAAUUAUCUCCUCGCCUUCAUUCCCAACUUCGCUGACAUCACACUGCCUCUUCGGGAAGUUGUUAAAAAAUCGAAUCAGUUCGUUUGGAUGGAGUCACAGCAAAAGGCAUUCGAAAAAGUUAAAGAAAUGCUCGCCGAGGCGCCGACCCUGGCGAUCUACGAUCCGCAAAAGGAUAUCGUCAUCCACACAGGCGCUUCAGAUUACGGGGUCGGAGCUGUGAUGCUGCAGGACAGGAGAGCAGUCGCCUACCACUCGCACACGCUAUCUCAGGCUGAGAGAGGUUAUUCGGCUCUGGAGAAGGAAUGCCUCGCUAUUGUUUCGGCAUGUCUCAAAUUCGAUCACCUUCUCUUUGGUAGGGCCAACAUCCGCGUGCUAUCCGAUCACAAACCACUCUCCAGAAUCUUCGAGAAAACACUCGAUGAAUGUCCCAAAAGACUGCAGCGAAUGAGACUGGCUCUGCAGAGAUACGACAUCCCCCGAGCGCCGAUCCACACGGCAGAGCCGGACUCGGAGAGCCAAGAGUGGGUCCUCCGAAUCGAAAUUGAAACGGCCAAGAACGAAGCGUCUCCACAAGUCUCCGACAAGACACUGCAGGAAAUCCGAGUCGCGAUGUCAACGGACGCGCAAGCAGGUAAACUUCUCGAAGCUGUAAAGACGAACAAAUGGGAAGAUUCAGAUCUGACGAUUUUCAAGCCGUUUCGGAGCGAAUUGUUCCAAGACAGCGGACUGGUAUUUCAUAAUCAAGCUUGUUUCAUACCACACGCUCUGCGAUCGGAUUUCUUGAAACGCCUCCACAGACCUCAUCUCGCGCUGAGCGCGAUGCUGAGAAGGGUCAGGGGAGCUCUCUUCUGGCCAGGCCUGAACAACGACGUGAAGGUUAUGGCAGAAAACUGCGAAGCAUGCCAGACGCACAACAUCAAACAACGAAACGAACCUCUCAUCCCAGGAGAGAUUCCCCGGCACCCGUUCGAGAUAGUACAUCAAGAUCUGUUCGACUGGCACAAUUGCAUGUAUCUGGUCACGGUCGACGGAUACAGCGAUUUCUUCGACGUCGCUAAGCUCGGGCAUUCAUCUACCACGGCCAAGAUCAUUAACGUGUGCAAGAGACUCUUCGCAUACUUCGGACAGCCGAAGCAACUGCGAACAGAUAGCGACCCGCGAUAUUUAAGUCACGAGUUCAAGUCAUUUUGCCGGAACUGGGGCAUCCAACACAAGGUCAGCGAACCCCACAACCAUCAAGCUAACGGGAAAGCUGAGUCUGCCGUAAAGGCUGCAAAGCGGCUCCUCAAGAAAGUUGAAACCGCUGGGGAGGAUUUCGAGCAAGCAUUACUAGAAUGGCGUAAUACACCUCAAAGCGAUGGAUGCCCUCCCGCGCAGAAGUUUCUCUGCCGAAAAGCUCGCACAGCUCUCCCGUGUCGGCCGCAGGAUCUCAUUCAAGAAAUCCCACAAGGAAUUGAACAAAUGAUUCGCAAGCGCCGAGAUCAGGCAAAACUCUACUACGACAAGGGCACACGUAAUCUUCAGCCACUCAAAGCCGGGGACAACGUGAGGAUACAGCCAGAAGGUCACAAGAAGGAAUGGCAGAAAGCGAGGAUCGAAAAAGCGGAGGGCCUGGUGGAGACUGGACUGCUGAAGGUCCUUGGCAUCGCCUGGAAACCCACAGAUGAUCUCUUCCAAUUUCGGCUAUCAGACAUUGUCGAGUUAACGACUACCGCGAAGGCGAUUACGAAACGACACGUGCUUCGGGUGGUCGCGUCGAUCUUCGAUCCCGUGGGAUGGCUCAUUCCCUUUACCCUCCGGGGGAAGCUCCUGAUCCAGCAGUUGUGGUCGAAGACAUUGCGUUGGGACGAUCCGCUGUCCGGGUCUCUGCUCGAUGAUUUCACUAAAUGGUCAGGUGAGGUUUCGAGGCAUCCGGUCCCACGCGUGUAUGGAAAUCCGGCUAAGGAGAUUGCCGGCUACCAGCUGCACGUCUUCGGCGACGCCAGCGAGCGGGCGUACGCCGCCGCCGCUUACCUCCAAACCUUGUACCUUGACGGAGGCAGCAGCUGCGCACUUUUGAUGUCCAAGUCGCGGGUUGCUCCUAAGGAGAGGGUGUCGCUGCCCCGGCUCGAAUCGCUGGCCGCCCUGCUGGGUGCCCGCCUCAGAGCUUUCAUAACAGGGAGGCUAGAGGCGAGGCUCGACAAGAUAACACAUUACACCGACUCCGCCGUUACCUUCUACUGGUGCAUUGCAGAGGAGCCUACAAGGAGGAAAACCUGGGUCUGCAAUCGGGUAACUGAGAUCAGGGAGCUCACGUCGUCGAGCGAAUGGGUUCACGUUGAGGGGAAACACAACAUUGCGGAUAUCGCGUCGCGAGGUCUCUCUGCCAGUUAUCUGGCCGCAAACGUCGAAUGGUUUGCGGCUCCCCACUGGUUGUACGAAUCGGAGGAUCGCCCUCCGGUGAAGCGCCUGCGGGCUGGUAGCGACGUGGCAAGUUCUAUUAGUUCAGAGCUACGCCUCGUAGUCGCACCCGUGGCCGUGAAGCCUGCACUGGUUGAUCUGAAUCGUGUCGGCAGUUGGGAGGGGUCGAUCAGAGUGAUGACGAAUGUGCUAAGGUUCGUUCGGCGCUGUCGCCGACAGGCCCUCGUUUCGGACUCAGAGCUCCGUGCGCAGUCUGAGCUACUCGUAAUCAGAUCAACGCAACAUUCAUACUUCCCGGCAGAAAUCCGUGCAACGCUCGCGCAGGAACGACCCACACGGUCCUCAAAGUUACACUCGUAUCGCCUGCUUCUGGACCAAAAUGGACUCCUUCGCGCUCAGUCCAGACUGACGUUAAGUUCAAAUUUCACCUACGAUGAACAAACUCCAAUUAUCAUCCCGGGCGAGAGUCGACUAGCAACUCUUCUCAUACUUCACCACCACAGAGUUAAUGCGCAUGUUGGAGUGAGCGCGAUUCUUAACGAGUUAAAACGUCGUUACUGGAUACUUCGGGGUCGACAGGUGAUUAAGAGGCUUCUCAGAAAUUGCGUCGUGUGCAAUCGAGUCCACGGACACACUGCUGAUCAGGUCCAAGCUCCUCUACCGCCUGAGCGAGCCUCAUUCAGUGCCCCCUUCGCUGUAACCGGGCUCGAUUUCUGUGGGCCGUUCACCACCCGAUCUCGAGAAGGGACCUGCAAGAACUACAUCGCGCUCUUCUCUUGUACCAGUAUCCGUGCUAUCAAACUGGAAUUGGUGCCCGACAUGGGCGCCCUGCAAACACAUCUCGCUCUGCGCAGAUUCCUGGCAGAUCAUCCUUCUUGCCGCAAAUUCAUAUCCGACAAUGGCCGGUCCUUCGUCCGCGCAUCGGCCGAUAUCCGUCGACUCUUCACCUCCUUCAGCAACCCGCAAGUUCGCGAAUUGCUUGCUCAGCGGCGAAUUGAAUGGGAUUUCAAUUGUCCUCGAGCGCCGUGGCGAGGCGGGCUUUUUGAGCGCCUCGUUGGCGUGACCAAGCGGUGCCUCACGAAAACGCUGGGUCGGUGCUUGAUCGGUUCGGAAGAACUCCGAACAAUCCUGUGCGAAUUAUCGGCCGUUAUCAACAAUCGGCCUCUCACCUACACUUGCGACGAGCCCGCCGAGCUUCGAGCCACCACUCCGGCGCACUUCCUCCACGGCGGCCCUCCGUCGUCACCCUUGUGCACCCUCACUUCUCUGGACAGCCUCGGACCGAAUGGUUCGGUUCUGGACGCCCCGCCCGAGGCUGAAAAGUUCGCAAAUCACUACUGCAGAGGACGAACUACUUUCAGUCUCUAUCGACUCGUUGGCAUACGGAAUACAUUUUACUGUUACGCUCGGCAAAUCUUGAUCGGAAGGGAAGGUGUUGGCCCCUAA